CUUGCCGCCAAUAUACCCUAACAUUUUGCACUUACCGCUAAUAUGCCUUGACAAAUGGCGCCAUUGUAUGUAGAAGCCGCUAAAUGGCCUAGUAUUCUUAGUAAUACAAAGUAAACAAAUACUUCACCUUUAUUCUUUUGCCUUUUAUUUGAUGACUGGUGCUUGCGGUGGUGUUACAAGCCAACUCAGUGUCAAGAGUAAUUUCAUGUAAAAAAUAGUGUUUGAUCGGUUGUAAAUAAAUUCAUAGUUAUGGCAUUACGUAGAUCUCACAAAAUUUUAGAACGGGCUUUAUUGCUUGAUAAAUCUCAAGAACAGUUAAAUAGUGAAAACCGCGGUGUCGUGGUAAAUGUGGUGGUACCUAAACGUAAUUUACUUCAAGAAAUGAUUGGCGAAGACGAAAUAUUUCAAAAUAUAUUACAUGAAGUAGUGCCUGAUAAUAACGUCAAUGAAGUAGAGCCUAUUUGUAAUGUAAUAGCUCAAGGAGAAUUACAGCAAAUUGAAGAUAUAAUUAGCGAGGAAGGGGCAUUUCAAGAUUUUGUUGUCUUGGACGAUAUGACUUUUAGGCCAGUCAAAAUCGACACAAAAAAUCGCUAAAUUCGCAAAAUAUGAUGUAUCUUUGAUUACUAUUAAAGCCAAAGGGGAU
Photinus pyralis (common eastern firefly) is the source of this 643-nucleotide messenger RNA. RefSeq lists its product as uncharacterized. Lineage: Eukaryota; Metazoa; Arthropoda; Insecta; Coleoptera; Lampyridae. The coding region runs from base 250 to 594 and encodes 114 amino acids. The record is from RefSeq and is a predicted model, not a curated record. The transcript is spliced from 3 exons.